AUGCAGCAUGCAGCCCCUGUUCCUGCCAGCAGGGUCAAGUGCUACGUGCGGAAAGAGCUCUCAGAUAUGCCACGUUUGGAUCGCUUGAUGGCUGCGCAGGUCACUACUGGUUUCAAGCGUUGGACACGACGCUUCCAAAGUCUGGAGAUGAAAUACACGCCCUGCUGGUGCGUAGUUUUCUUAUUCGUCAUGGCCAUAUUAGAAGGACGAGGGCCUGAAAGAGGAGUCUAUGAGGUUCGACGCGAUUUUUUGGAUCUCUUGAAAGGCAACUAUGGCUUCACAUUGCCGUUUGUCGCGUUGAUCUACGGUCUGGCUCCGGUAAGGCAAGCCAACCUCAUCAAAUUUGGUGGUGAGCAAGCACUACUGGGUGAAGUUGGUGCGGCAAUUGGUCAGGCACUUCCUAACAAACUGAAGCGGAAAGAGCUAUUCGAAGCGCACGAGGUGGCAUGUUUGGUGCAAAGGCAGCUCUCCCAAAGAUCCUAUCAGCUUCACAUGGUGGUUGAUGUUUGCGCGGGCUGCGGAUUGCUCGGCUUGUUCCUGGCGCUGAUGCGCCCGAGAGCCAAAGUCAUUGCUUUGGACAGAAGGCAAUCGGUCUUGUCCCGGAAGCUCUCAGAAAUUGCCACGGUAUUUUGGCCUCAGCUGAGAGAUAGAUUUACAUGGAAAGUUUGCGAUGUACGCCCCAGUGGUAUGGAUACCGUUCUCGGCUCGCAGUCUCUGCCUUCACAUUGCUUGGUGGUAGCAUGCCAUGCCUGCGGCUUGCUAACCGACGAGGUCAUUGCAGCAAGCUCACAGAGUCGACGGCCCAUGGUUCUUCUUCCGUGCAAAGCAGCAGAUCAAGACAUCGUGGAGUUCAACUUCUAUGACAGCUACAAGCUUGGCAAGAAGCUGGGCCAGGGAACGUUUGGACAAGUCCGCUUGGCAAAGGACAAGCUGAACGGCAAGGAGUUGGCGGUGAAGAUUGUGGAUGUACGCCACUACGAUGAUAAAACAGGCGUAUGCACCGGGCAGAUUAGCCGCACGCGCAACAAGGCAACCAGGGACGAGGUGUUGCUCUGGAAGCGCGUUUGUGCUGCCGAGUGUGAGCACGUGGUCCUUUUGCAUCGAGCUUUCUCCGACAAUUCCCUCUAUUACAUGGUUUGUGAGCGAUGCAAACGGUCCAUGCUGGACAUGACGGUCGAUGGCCUCACAGAGAUAGAUCUCUCUGACAUCUUCAAGCAGAUGAUCCAAGGAGUUUUGCACACCCACAGAGCACAAAUUGUCCACAGAGAUGUCAAGCCUGACAAUUUUUUGUGGGGUGGCCCCGAGCAUCGCACAUUAAAGUUGUGCGACUUCGGCCUUGCGGCAGCUAUGCCACUAUCGGGUAAGCUGUUUGGCGUGUAUGGAACUGCGCCGUACAUGGCCCCAGAAAUGUUGACGAAUGUGGGUUACGACUACCUGGUCGACAUUUGGUCUUUGGGGGCUGUGGCUUUCCUGUUGACGUAUGGCAGGUUCCCAUACACUCCAACAGAGCAAACAUCGGCUUCAAUGAAGGAGGCCAUCAUCAAGGAUUCGCCUCCGCUGCACAUUGGAGCAGAGAGGGUUUCCGAAGGAUCGCCGUGUUCAGACAGCUUGCUCAGCUUCAUCCAGUGCACGUUGUCACGAGACCCUUCUGAGCGACCUGCAGCAGACUCUCUCCUGGAGCAUGCAUUCUUGGUGGAAAGUAAAGCGGCAGAGGUUGCAGAUGAGAGAGAAGCAGAAGAUGAAGCUGACGCGGAGCAAGAGGAUGUAUCCGGUCGACCUAUGACUCACAUCCGAUCGCUGACGCACAAGAUGACAACUCGACCAAGCGCCACUGUUCAGAAUGGAAUUGACGAGCUGCUCCAAAAGCUUUUCGUAAAACAUGGUGGAGAAGCUGCUGGUUCCAACAUGUUCUUCUCCGAAGGAGAUGAAGACACAGCAGGCAAUCAGGCUGACGACGGUUCGCCAACGAUUUCGCAGGCCGACUGCAGAAUUCGGAAGAAGAAUUCGCGGCGAAACGUCAAGCAUGCCACCCACUCAGGAGUUUUGUCGCCAUCAGCUGCAGUACACCUAGCACGCUCCAGCACCGCUUCCUCGAACUCAGGGGAGGCUGCUGGUGAUGCCGGCUAG
Molecule: messenger RNA, 2127 nt
Organism: Symbiodinium pilosum
Lineage: Eukaryota; Dinophyceae; Suessiales; Symbiodiniaceae
Source: the annotation of a GenBank genome assembly